Messenger RNA from Centropristis striata (black sea bass), 3707 nucleotides. RefSeq names its product Structural maintenance of chromosomes protein 6-like (gene smc6). The record is from RefSeq and is a predicted model, not a curated record. Gene Ontology annotation, biological process: chromosome organization; double-strand break repair via homologous recombination. The transcript has 27 exons. NCBI's taxonomy places the organism in Eukaryota, Metazoa, Chordata, Actinopteri, Perciformes, Serranidae. The coding region runs from base 78 to 3356 and encodes 1092 amino acids. Gene Ontology annotation, cellular component: chromosome; Smc5-Smc6 complex; nucleus. Gene Ontology annotation, molecular function: ATP binding; protein binding; single-stranded DNA binding.
CGAUAAGCGGUGGUCCUCUCUGUCAGCUGUGUUGUGUUUGACUCGCUCUAACUAGUUGGUGAACUAGGGAUUUCAAGAUGUCCAAAAGGAAAAGCACCUCUGCCGGUGAUAAGCCCCACAAACGAGUCAGACCCGCCGUGGAGGAAGAUGAAGAAGAUGAAAAUAUGCCUGAUAGUGACCAGGAAGACCCUCCGCUGAAUCGACAGUUGCAGUGUGCCGGUGAGGUGGUGGGUGAUGCAGGGAUUGUGGAGAGCAUCACACUGAAGAACUUCAUGUGCCACUCUCUCCUCGGCCCGUUCGCUUUUGGUUCCAAUGUUAACUUUGUUGUCGGCAACAAUGGAAGUGGAAAAAGUGCCGUUCUGACAGCUCUCAUAGUUGCCUUAGGUGGGAAAGCAAAUGCCACAAACAGAGGAUUAUCCCUCAAGGGCUUUGUGAAGGAAGGAGAAAGCUCAGCUGAUGUGUCGAUCACCCUGCGUAACAAAGGAAGGGACGCUUACAAGCCUGAGGUGUACGGUCCAGCCAUCAUAGUAGAUCUGAGAAUAACACGCGAGGGGUUGAGAACCUAUAAACUGAAAAGCAAAUCUGGUCAAAUUGUCUCAACUAAAAAGGAAGAGCUGGUGUGCAUCCUUGACAAUUUCAACAUACAGGUCAACAAUCCUGUGUCAGUUCUCACUCAAGAGAUGAGCAAAUACUUCCUACACUCAAAAGGAGAGGGAGACAAAUAUAAGUUUUUUAUGAAAGCUACCCAACUGGAGCAGAUGAGAGAGGACUUUGUCCACAUCAAGACCACCAAGCAUGGCACAGUGGAUAAAGUUGAGCAACAUGGUGAAAUCUUGAAAGAACUAAAACGGAAGUACCUGGAGAAAGAGGACCGUUACAAGAGCCUGGCAUCACUUGAUGAAAUGCACACCAAGUUGACGGAGCUGCAGAAGCAAAUGGCUUGGGCUUUGGUGAUUGAGAUGGAGAAAGAGUUGGAGCCAAUGAAGGAGAAGCUUCAGUCGGACAGAAAUUCUACAGCAAAAUUUGACGAGAAGGUUGAGGAAUGGAAGAAUAAGAUCGAGGAGGCUGAGAGGAAAUACAAGCAGAUCCAGGAACAUUUAGAGGAGAUCACACAGCAAGUCCAGGAGCUCCAGCCCAAGUGUGCUGAGCUCAAGGCUGCAGCCCAGAAACAAAAUAACCUCCUCAAGUCCAAAGAAGUCACUGUCCACAGAUGUAAGGCUAACCUGAGGGACCUGGAAAAGGACAAGGUUCAGCUGUCCUCAAGGAUAAAUGAUCUCAAGCUGAACAUCAGUCAGAUCUCAGGAGCAGAGAGCCAGGCCAGGACGGAGCGUAUGGAGAAGAUACAGACUGAGCUCGAAAGCAUGAGAGACAAGAUCUCCACUCUGGGUCAGCAGAUUGACCAGUAUCAGCACGCCUGUGUCCGUGCAAAGGAAGAACAAGGAAGGAUAAGGAAAGAACAUGGAACGCUCCAGAGGUCCAUUGAUGCCAACGUAAGGAAUCUCCAGACCAUGGAGAGCAGUCGGUCCAAUCGCCUGCGUCGUUUUGGGGAGCACAUGCCCGCGCUCCUCAAUGCCAUCCACGAAGCUCACAGGAGGGGCCAGUUAAAGCAGAAACCUCGAGGACCUCUGGGUUACUUGAUCAGCCUGAAGGACCCAGAGCUGGCUCUGGCUGUGGAAGUGUGUCUUAAAGGCCAGCUGCAGGCCUUCACCUGUGAUAAUCACGAAGAUGAGCGGGUGCUGCAGAGCCUCAUGGCCAAAGUGAUCCCAUCUGGCCGCCGACCUACCAUCAUCACCAGCCAUUUUCUCCAACGUGUCCACGAUACAAGGUCGAGGGCUGUGAAUCACCCUCCUUAUCCCUCCGUGCUCCAAGCUCUGGAAAUUGAGGACCCAAUUGUGGCAAACUGCCUGAUUGAUCAAAGGGGUAUAGAGAGCAUCCUGCUCAUUAAGAAUCGAGCAGAGGCCCGUAAGGUGAUGCAGGGCAAAAACCCUCCUCAGAACUGUAUCUUGGCCUUUUCCAAGGAUGGAGAUCAGAUUUACAACAACCGUAAUUACACUGCAGAGCAGACUAGAGCCAACUACCUCUCAGGAGAUGUCGAGGAGGAGAUCAGGCACUUGCAGAGAGAGAUAGAGAACCAAAAAGGUCAGGCAACUCGCUUCCAGCAGCAAAUGAAAAAGUUAGAUGAAGACAUCAAACAGAACGAUGGGCUGCUGAGAAGAACCCAAGUAGAGCAGAGGACUGCUAAAGACAAGGCCACAAAGCUCCAGCUGGAGCUGACAGACCUACAGAAUACUGAAGAGCCUCAAUCAGAGGACCUCAAUCCCCUGGAGGAAGAUCUUCAGGAGAUCGUCGGUAAGAUUACGUCCAAGCGUGCAGAGUACGACGAGGCACGCGCUCAGAUGGCUGAGCUGAAGGCCUCCUAUGAGAAGGCAGAGCAGGAGUAUAAGCAGCACAAAGAGCAGAUUAACACGGUCGCAGAGGAUGCCGACCCAAUCAAGGAGGAGCUUAGUAAAACUGAUCAGGAGGUGAUGAAGUGCAAGCAUCACAAGAAACACUACGACGAGAAACGCAGUGCCCAUCUCCACGGCAUACAGACACUGGAGGCCAACGAGAAAAAAAAGGAGCAGGAAAUUCAGAUUUCUGUGUCCAAGGCCCAAGAAAUCUGUCCAGAGCGCAUGGAAAUACGACGGACAGCCAGGAGUCUGGACAGCGAGAUCAACCGCCUCAAAGCAAAGAUUUCCACCCAGCAGGAACAGCAGGGGGACCGUGAGGAGGUUGUGAGGCAGUAUCAUGAGGCUCUGGAGAACUACAAGAACAUGGCGCAACAAAUGAAGUACCUCAACACCUUCAUCAAAUGUCUCGACAGGGUUAUGAACCAGAGACUCCAGGUUUACGCUGAUCUCAGGAGGUUCCUUUCAGCCCGCUGUAAAUACUACUUUGAUAGCAUGCUGGCCCAGAGAGGCUACACUGGAAGUAUGACCUUCGACCACAAGAAUGAAACCCUGUCCAUCUCAGUGCAGCCCGGCCAGGGAAACAAGGCUGACUUGAGCGACAUGCGCUCUCUGUCCGGAGGCGAGCGCUCUUUCUCCACUGUUUGCUUUGUCCUCUCUCUUUGGGCCAUCACAGAGGCGCCUUUCCGCUGUCUUGACGAGUUUGAUGUUUACAUGGACAUGGUGAACAGGAGGAUAUCCAUGGACAUGAUGCUCAAAGUGGCGUCUGGUCAGCGCUACAGACAAUUCAUCUUCCUCACACCACAGAGCAUGAGCUCUCUUCCUGAGAGUAAAAUCAUCAGAAUCCUCCGCCUCAAAGAUCCAGACCGUGGAAACAACGCACAAACAAGUCAAGAGGAGGACCAGUAGUGCUGGUAGCUGAUAAUUUAACAAGUUGAAGGAGUUAAUGAGACCACUAUCAGGUGCGAUGUAGUUUUAUGAUGAUUCCUGUGUUCUGAGUGCAGUUAUGUUGAAGAAGUGCAGUUUUGUUAUGCUUCAGUUAUGAGAAGGAUUACAAUUGUUCAGGGUUCUGUUUAGUACAACAACGCUGCAUUCAAGCACCAAUCAGAUUUGUAAGAAAUGUUAUAUCCAUUUGUACUCGAUAGGCAAGCCAAGUACUUUUUUAUUCAUGUUUAAAAUAAUAGUAACAGGCUUAUUGAAAGAAUUAAUGUUAUUAUUGUGAGAAAUAUUUAAUUUUCAUUAAAUCAAAAAGUUAAACAA